GAGGAACUAUCCCGCUGGCCUAGCUCCUCCCCUUUGUGUUGUGACUCCUCCCCUAGACGGAAAAUGUCCCUUAGCCCACUUGAUUCUAGCAUCUACCCUCUUUUUUGAUGGUAGAUUUUCACUUUAUGUCACGUGAUCCCGGGUAUCAUGUGAUCCGGUGACGUCAUUCAGCUGCAUCUACGAACCGGAGAAGCUGCACAAACGUGUGCAGUGAGCUCCUGCCUCCUUAUGCUGAGUGCGGGUCUGUUCCAGUGACAAGGCAGCAUCAGAUAACCAAAACAAAUUAGUACAAUACAAAGAAAACUCCAAAUAUUUUUGUUUAGGAGUGCAGUUAUAAAGCGGAGAUGUUUGCUCAGUUGCCUGUUCCAAGCACAGAUAAAGUAAAUGCGUCUAUGAGAAGCUUACUGCAAUUUUUACAAACAACUGCAGGGAUCUCUGGGGCUCAUACUGUGGAUUUUUAUACACAAGAUGUGUGGAAGAAUCAAGUGGCCGUAUCUCCUGAAUCUGUGCUGUCAAUUUUUAGUCAGCAGCAAAAUCCUUAUCAUGGAUGCAAGGAUAAAACUCGGAACAAGCAGAUGGGGUUAUUUGCUUCUGUGGCAGAUUCCGCAGAAUCUCCUGACAUAUCAAGAAUAUUUUCUACUACAACCAAGCAACUGGUGGAUCUAGAAUCCUUUGUGGAUGCUGCUCAGUACCAUUCCUUAAUGUUUUUGGGAUUAUGUACUCACGUUGCAGAACUGUUUGAAGCUUUUGCUACUAGGAGAGCUGAGAAGCCUGAUAAAGAUAUAAAGACUGACCAGUUUAUGAAUGAUAAGAAAUCACAUGAAGUUGUCAUUAUGUCACAGCUUGUAGAAGGCAUUGCAAGUGUUUGUAAAGUCAAACAGGUCAUAGACUUGGGCGCUGGAAAGGGUUAUUUAAGCUCUUAUUUAUCCAUGCGAUAUGACCUAAACGUUUAUGGUAUUGACUCUUCUCGCAGCAAUACAGAUGGAGCCAACAAGAGAAACCGGAAAUUGAAAAAAUAUUGGCAAGUCUAUAAAACUGAUGCCAGAACCACUUCAAAGGCAAUGAAAUCUGACCAUAAGAAAGAAAUGUUAUUGCCAGAGAACGCUUGUCAGGAUGUUAAUGCUGAUGGAGACAUUUCAAAACAGAGAAUGAGUGAUUUAAGGUUUAAAAGAUCCAUUACAGAUUCACAUGUUGAUGACGACAUUAGCUUGUUCUCAGACUCCUCUAAGUUGACAAAUAGUAUGGAAAGCAACCAGGCUACUCAUCCAACACAAAAUACAGACACAGUUGAGUCUUCUGACAGCAUUUGCUCCUUUUUGGAUAUUUUGCCGGUUGGUGCUGUUGAACUGACCUCCACGUCAGAAGGUGUUUCGAAAGUUCUCAGCGAACAAGAAAAAGAACAAAAGAAAAUGGAGAACAUCAAGGGCAAAACGUUGAAGGAAUCUCAUGUUUAUUCACCUCUCACUUCCUAUGUCACCGCUGACACACAGCUUCACAACAUCAUCACUGAUCUAGAGGAAUCCAUCAUGGUUGGUUUACAUACUUGUGGGGACCUUGCCCCAAACACUCUGCGGAUUUUUGUUUCAAAACCAGAAAUUAAAGCCGUUUGCAGUGUUGGUUGCUGUUACCAUUUUCUCUCGGAACAAUUUGACAAUGUAGAAGAAGAAAACGCAGAGGGAUCAUGGGGAUUUCCAAUGAGCCAGUAUUUAAAGGAGAGGUCCUGGCACAUUGGACGGAAUGCCAGGAUGUCAGCUUGUUUGGCUUUAGAGCGCGCAGCGGUCGGCCAAGGGCUUCCAACGGAGUCCUUGUUCUAUCGAGCAGUGCUUCAGGUUAUCUGCAAAGAAGUCUAUGGCAUCACACAAAGGUCCUAUUCGAUAGUUCCACAGAGCAAGAAUGUCCAAAAAAUUGACCAACGUGUCGGCAAAAUAUUCUCUAAGUCAUCAGGCUUCACAGACUAUGUCAGAAAGUCUCUUAAAAAAUUUGGGCAAGAUGAUUCAAAGCUUUCAGACCGAGAAAUAAUGAGAUAUUAUGAAAAAUAUGAGCCCAGGCGAAAUGAGUUGGAGGCAUUUAACAGGCUUAAAGUGUUUCUGGCUCCUUGUAUCGAGGCCUUGAUUCUUCUGGACCGCCUUUGCUAUCUGAGAGAACAGGAAAACUUGGCGUGGUCUGGACUGGUGAAGUUGUUUGACCCCGUGAAAUCACCUCGUUGCUAUGCAGUGGUUUCUCUGAAACAACCCUAAUGUUUUAAUAUUUUAUUUAUAAACUGUGCAGGUUAAACCUACAAUAUAUAAAAAAAAAAAAAAAAGCUUUACUCAAUAUUUAUAAAGGUUUCUGCAGCUUCACUGAUGUGACACUGGGCUUGAUGCAAGCGUGGCUGCAAUGCUGUUGUUUCAGCCUUCUUUUUUCCACUGUGCACGCUCCAACUUUGAUUACAAGCGGUGGUCACAGUGAACAUUUGGACGCAACUUAAUUGAUGGUCAGUGAGUGUUUGUGGGAGGGCUGGCGAGUCAAACGCAGCCGUUUCAUGGGCGUUUGGUGGGGGGUGUCUCAGCCUGCGUCUGUGUAUGCAGUUAUAUUGGCACUGGUGGCUUACUGCUGAUGGCCAUUCUGAGCAACUAUAGGUACAACUAAUGCGUCUUUGUUCGCAAACGGUGGAUUAGAGACGCCGCCAAUGGACAUCUCUGUACAGAUCCCCUCGGCUGCAGCAUUAGGACAUCUUUGUAGUACUGCUGUGUGCAGAUCCCAGUUGCAACGGAUUUGCCUACACCUCUGAUUCAGGCCCUGUGAUUACCUCUGGUGUUUCUAGAUCUGACGUUGAGUCAAUUAUUUUCCCCCCUGAUUUUGUAACUGUUUAGAAAUUGAGUAAUUGCCAAGUAUGUUCUUACCAUUGUGUAUGGAAGCUCCUCACUUUGAAUGUUUGAAUUAUGCAAAAUCUUACUGGAUGUACUGGAUUAUAUAGAAAUUAUUUUAAAUUAAAUCAAUAUAACCAUAAAAACUCAGACAAUACAUUUUGGUAUAUAUUUUUGAGACUGCUAUGUGAAUUCUCACCCAUAAACUGAUCUAUAUUUGGACUAAUGACAACCAGUAUAAAUUAUAAUCCUGCACGAGGAUGAAAUGUCCAAGCCAUUUCCCAAAUCGUACUCAGAAUGUUACAUUUUGGAUCAUUUUUGCUUUUAUGAAGGUUCUGUGUGUUCUGUUUUAUAUUGAUAAAUUCUUGUUUGAAUAACC
This is a messenger RNA of Pseudophryne corroboree (corroboree frog), 3225 nucleotides long. It is a transcript of the gene METTL25, whose product is annotated as methyltransferase like 25. The transcript is spliced from 15 exons. NCBI's taxonomy places the organism in Eukaryota, Metazoa, Chordata, Amphibia, Anura, Myobatrachidae. The record is from RefSeq and is a predicted model, not a curated record. Bases 345 to 2237 code for a protein of 630 amino acids.